Nematolebias whitei (Rio pearlfish) is the source of this 786-nucleotide messenger RNA. RefSeq names its product RNA polymerase II, I and III subunit H (gene polr2h). Gene Ontology annotation, biological process: DNA-templated transcription. Bases 164 to 616 code for a protein of 150 amino acids. Gene Ontology annotation, cellular component: RNA polymerase III complex; RNA polymerase II, core complex; RNA polymerase I complex. Lineage: Eukaryota; Metazoa; Chordata; Actinopteri; Cyprinodontiformes; Rivulidae. The record is from RefSeq and is a predicted model, not a curated record. Gene Ontology annotation, molecular function: DNA-directed RNA polymerase activity. The transcript has 6 exons.
AUUGUUCAUGCGCGGUACUGUAUGUUUAAUGUAGCAAUGAAUUAAACUAUAUUCGAAAAAACAAGUAAAUAAAAAAUUGCGCUCAUCCCGAACUCAUUUUCGACUAGAACAGCGUGACUGCGAGUUCCGUGUCUUUUUCACAUUUUAUUUGAGAGUGAAAUAAAUGGCUGGAAUUUUGUUUGAAGACAUAUUUGAUGUAAAAGACAUUGAUCCCGAUGGCAAAAAGUUUGACAGAGUGUCUCGGCUACAUUGUGAAAGUGAAUCUUUCAAGAUGGACCUCAUCUUGGAUGUGAACAUUCAGAUUUAUCCUGUGGAUCUUGGUGACAAGUUCAGACUGGUGAUUGCCAGCACAUUAUAUGAAGAUGGAACACCAGAUGAUGGAGAGUACAAUCCUCAGGAUGACCGGCCUUCUCGAGCCGACCAGUUUGAGUAUGUGAUGUAUGGAAAAGUCUACAAGAUUGAAGGUGAUGAGACUUCAACAGAAGCUGCCACACGUCUCUCUGCCUAUGUGUCUUACGGAGGUCUCCUCAUGAGGCUGCAGGGAGAUGCCAAUAACCUUCAUGGCUUCGAAGUGGACUCCAGGGUCUACCUCCUCAUGAAAAAACUGGCCUUCUGAACUGUGGUCUGCUCACCAACCCACCGAUAUUCUGCCACUGUCAUGGUUACCUUCCACGUCACAGUAAAAUGAGUACCAAAACAUUCAAGUCUGGAGAAUCAGAGCAGCUUUCAGACAUAACACAUGGGUUUUUGAAACUUAAUUUUUUUUUUGUUGAUUUAUAUAAAGGU